GGGCCGCUGGACCCUUGGCUCAUGUCCUCUCUGCCCUCACCGACGGCUGCCGCCGGGAAACUGAGGCUGACGGACUGUGGUCGGCAGGGGAGUCGGGUGGACCCCGGUAUUUACCGGCGAGGUGACCGCACUCCCCUCGUCGGUAAAGGUGCCCUAAUUGGUCGGACUUGGUGAAGAUUUGAAAUCGUGUGCGUAAAGCCUCUGGUUUCCGGUUCAGCCGGUGGCAGUUGUUACCAGCGCUCUGAACGCGACCCCGAGAGCGGUGACAGAGCUUUUAGACGAGGCGUUGGCUUUUCUGACGGCGAGAGGUCAGGCUCGCCGGCACGGAUACCCCGGCAUGGCCGAGAAACGCCGCCUGCACUUCCGCUGGGCCCCUGGGGUGGGGUUGGCACCCUGAAUCGACGAGCUGCUGGCCGCACUUGCAGACCAUCCCACAGUCCGGACCCAGGUGGCCAUGGCGUCCAGGCAGGCUCCCCUCUGUGGCCUGGUUCCUCACUGCCUCUGGCUCUUGGGGGUCAUCCUUCUGAUGGAUGUGUCUGCCCGGCCUGCCAACCACUCAUCUGCUCGGGAGAGAGCCGGCAACAAGGAUGAGCGUGAGAUCCUGCCCCCGGACCACCUGAAUGGAGUGAAGCUGGAGAUGGAUGGGCACCUCAACAAGGACUUCCACCAGGAGGUCUUCCUGGGGAAGGACAUGGACGGGUUUGAGGAGGAUGCAGAGCCACGGAGAAGCAGGAGGAAGCUGAUGGUCAUCUUCUCCAAGGUGGACGUGAACACUGACCGGAGGAUCAGUGCCAAGGAGAUGCAGCACUGGAUCAUGGAGAAGACAGCAGAGCAUUUCCGGGAGGCCAUCGAGGAGAGCAAGGUGCACUUCCGUGCAGUGGACCCUGACGGCGACGGCCGUGUGUCGUGGGACGAAUAUAAGGUGAAGUUUUUGGUGAGCAAAGGCCACAAUGAGCAAGAAGUUGUGGAGAAGAUAAGGAAUGGCGAGGAGCUGAAAGUCGACGAGGAGACACAGGAAGUCCUGGAGAACCUCAAGGACCGCUGGUAUCAGGCGGACAACCCCCCCUCAGACCUGCUUCUGACUGAGGACGAGUUCCUGUCAUUCCUGCACCCUGAGCACAGCCGUGGCAUGCUCAAGUUCAUGGUCAAGGAGAUUGUCCGGGACCUGGACCAGGACGGUGACAAGCGGCUCUCGCUGCCCGAGUUCAUCUCUCUGCCUGUGGGCACGGUAGAGAACCAGCAGGGCCAGGAUAUCGAUGACAGUUGGGUCAGAGACCGAAAAAAAGAGUUUGAGGAACUGAUUGACGCCAACCAUGAUGGGAUUGUGACCAUGGCGGAGCUGGAGGACUACAUGGACCCCAUGAACGAGUACAACGCCCUUAACGAGGCCAAGCAGAUGAUUGCCAUCGCCGAUGAGAACCAGAACCACCAUCUGGAGCCCGAGGAGGUCCUCAAGUACAGCGAGUUCUUCACGGGCAGCAAACUGAUGGACUAUGCCCGCAACGUGCACGAGGAGUUCUGAGCCCGCGCCUCCUGCUGCCUGCCCCACGCGCCUUGGCCGGCUGGCCCCUCCGGGAGGCCUCCCUCCCUCCCGCAGCCCCAACAGCCGUGGGUCCAGGCUUAUUACAGAUGUGCUUGAGCGGGCCCGAGUCCCGAGGUGCAGUUGCGGGCUGGCUGCCCCCCAUGCGUGGGGGUCCCACGUGACUGCUGCGUCUCACUUCUGAGAACCGGGUGCUGUUCUGCCGAAGGCACUGACCGCAUCAGGGCCCUGUGGGCUCACCACACCUGUGGGAAGUAACGCAGCUCCUGCCAUUUCCUUGAAAACUGAGAAGUGAACCAACUAUUAGAGUGUGCUCUGCUGGGAGCCCGUAGCCGGCCGCUGGGGGGUGCCUGCCACAAUGUUCAGUCUCCGAAAACACAAACACUUGUGAUGAGAAUCUCAUUAAUGUACUUUAAAAUAGAGUUGCCUUUUUCUCCUA
Molecule: messenger RNA, 1979 nt
Organism: Callorhinus ursinus (northern fur seal)
Lineage: Eukaryota; Metazoa; Chordata; Mammalia; Carnivora; Otariidae
Gene: SDF4
Product: stromal cell derived factor 4
Biological process (GO): calcium-ion regulated exocytosis
Cellular component (GO): endoplasmic reticulum
Molecular function (GO): calcium ion binding
Source: RefSeq, a predicted model, not a curated record